Messenger RNA from Exophiala viscosa, 1188 nucleotides. RefSeq lists its product as uncharacterized. The record is from RefSeq and is a predicted model, not a curated record. The transcript has 4 exons. Bases 108 to 1049 code for a protein of 313 amino acids. Lineage: Eukaryota; Fungi; Ascomycota; Eurotiomycetes; Chaetothyriales; Herpotrichiellaceae.
AUACAGCGGCCUUGCACGCGACUAUCCCCAUCACCUGAAGCAUUCAUCUUGCGUGUGCUUUCUUGCUGGACACAUCUCGCAAGCCUUCACGACGGCGACAUUGAAAGAUGGGUUUGACAGCAGAUCCAUUCUACAACCGCAAACCCGUUCCUGACGAAUUGAUCAGAGACGUCGGCGUCACCGGCCUCUCUCCGGACCAAGAAUACUGGAACCGCGAGCGCAAGUACAGCGUUACUGGGGGCGACAUCAGGAAAUUCAGCAGCAGCAAGAAAGGAGGUCUAGAGCCUCAAGACGAUCCUUACUAUGGUCGUAAACGCAUCUCAAAUGCCGAGAUACACGACAUAGGCGCGACCGGCCUCACACCCGAACAAGAGUACCUGAAUCGCGAACGCAAGUACAGCGUGACCGGCGUCGACGUGAGAAAGUUCAGCACGAGCAAGAAAGGAGGGAUGGAGCCGGCGAAUGACCCUUACUAUAACAGGAAGAAAGUGUCCAACGCCGAAAUAUCCGGAGUCGGCCAGACCGACAUGACUCCCGCCGAACAGUACGAAGUGCGCGAACGCAAACAAUCCCUCUUCCAGCUUUCGGACGACCCCUUCGCCCACCUUGCCGGUCGCAACCGCACUUCUAUAUCGGGCGUCGCAAGCGGUGCCUCCGCAGCAGCGAGUCGUCGUCGCAGUUCCGCAGUCGCACCUGAUGCCCAUGCACCCUCCGCAUCGCACACGCACAGCGGCUACCAGGGCCACAUGCUCGCUCCCAUCGAAAGCAGACCGGAACCCCAACCCUUCCCGGGACCGUCACCGGUCAACUUCGGGGACACGGGCUUUGGCGGUCCAGGGCGUACUGGCAGUAUCUCGACGUCCGACACUUUGACCAAGAGGAGCACCGCUGCCUCAGCAGAGGCGGGACCUUCGACACACAGUCAUGCUACAGGUAGUACCAAUGUCGGCGGUCAUACUGCGAUCUAUGAUGCCGUGACCAUGGGGCACGACCACAAUGAGCAACUGGGACAGGAUCCUGAUCAUAUCGCUCCUCAUGAGGUUCGAUGAGUGUUUUGUCAAGGGCGGACAAACGGACGUCGAUGAGAGAGCAACUGUCGUUGUGAGGCACCAAGGUCUUGAACUCGAAGAAUACCCGAUUAACAUGUUUGGAUUCAUUAGUUGCUUUUUUUCUCUCCGGCGUCAGAGU